CGCCGCUGAGCUCGCCGGCCGCGCCGGGGCUCGGCCGUCCGAGCGGGAAGAUGUUUUCCGCCCUCAAGAAGCUGGUGGGGUCGGAGCAGGCCCCGGGCCGGGACAAGAGCAUCCCCGCCGGGCUGCAGUCCAUGAACCAGGCGCUGCAGAGGCGCUUCGCCAAAGGGGUGCAGUACAACAUGAAGAUUGUGAUCCGCGGAGACAGGAACACGGGCAAGACCGCGCUGUGGCACCGGCUACAGGGCAAGAAGUUUGUGGAGGAGUACAUCCCCACGCAAGAGAUCCAGGUCACCAGCAUCCACUGGAACUACAAGACCACCGAUGACAUUGUCAAAGUUGAAGUCUGGGAUGUGGUUGACAAAGGAAAAUGCAAAAAACGAGGUGAUGGCUUGAAGGUGGAGAAUGACCCUCAGGAGGCAGAAUCUGAAAUGGCCCUGGACGCCGAGUUCCUGGAUGUCUACAAGAACUGCAGCGGGGUGGUCAUGAUGUUUGACAUCACCAAGCAGUGGACCUUCAACUACAUCCUGCGGGAGCUUCCCAAAGUGCCGACCCACGUGCCGGUGUGUGUGCUGGGGAACUACCGUGACAUGGGCGAGCACCGCGUCAUCCUGCCCGACGACGUGCGUGAAUUCAUCGACAACCUGGACAGACCUCCAGGCUCCUCCUAUUUCCGCUAUGCUGAGUCUUCCAUGAAGAACAGCUUUGGCCUAAAGUACCUUCAUAAGUUCUUCAACAUUCCGUUUCUGCAGCUUCAGAGGGAGACGCUGCUGCGGCAGCUGGAGACUAACCAGCUGGACAUUGACGCCACGCUGGAGGAACUGUCGGUUCAACAGGAGACUGAGGACCAGAACUACGACAUCUUCCUCGAGAUGAUGGAGGCUCGAAACCGUGGCCAUGCAUCCCCGCUGGUGGCUAAUGGGCAAAGCCCAUCCUCAGGCUCCCAGUCACCAGUUGUGCCUCCCAGCACCAUGUCCACAGGGAGCUCCAGCCCCAGCACACCCCAGCCCCCCCAACAGCUGCCCCUCAGCGCCCCCUCAUCCUGCCCCCUGCCACCGUCCUCCAUGUCCCCUGUAGCCCCCUCAGAGGCCCUGCCUCCCCCCACACACCCCUUGGCCCCAGCCCCGGCCCCACCCCCACGACGCAGCAUCAUCUCACGGCUGUUUGGGACCUCGCCUGCUGCUGACAUGGCCCCUUCACCUCCAGAGCCAGCCCCAGCUGCACAAGCCCCAGCAAAAGUCCAGAAUGUCGAGGACUUUGUUCCUGAGGACAACCUUGACCGCAGCUUCCUAGAAGACACAGCCACCCUGACGGAUGAGAAGAAAGUCAGAGCCAAAGUCUUACAGCAGGAUAGUGACAGUGAUGGGGAGGCCCUGGGAGGAAACCCCCUGGUGGCAGGUUUCCAAGAUGACGUGGACCUUGAGGAUCAGCCCCAUGGUGGAGCCCUGCUGCCCUCAGGCCCUGUCCCCAGUAAAAACAUCACACUUUCAAGUGAGGAGGAAGCAGAGGCAGCAGCAGAUCACCCCGAAGUUACUGUCCUGGCUUUCCAGCAGUGUUCAAAGCCAGCUACUGAACGGUCCUCUACAAAAGCCUUGAGGCCACACCCCACAAGAGCCUCAGUGGCCCCCUGGCCAGGGGUUCUCCCAUCUCACUCUGGUCCUGAGAAGCCUGGCAGCACCAAGCCCCCCGCCAAGGGCUCUUCUCACAGAUUCAAGGUGGGAGAGGAGGAGCAGGCACCGUCCUCAGACAGUGACCCUGAGGGGCCCAUUGCUGCCCAGAUGCUGUCCUUUGUCAUGGAUGACCCUGACUUCGAGAGUGAAGAGUCGGACACACAGCGGAGGGUGGAUGAGUUCCCUGUGCGAGAAGACCUCUCUGAUGUGACCGAUGAGGAUGCUGGCCCUGCCCAGCAGCCUCCACCCCCUAAGCCCCCUGUCCCCUCCUUCAGACUGAAGAACAACUCGGAUCUCUUCGGGCUGGGGCUGGAGGAGCCAGGACCCAAGGAGAGCAGUGAGGAGGGUAAGGAAGGCAAGCCUCCCCCUAAGGAGAGGAAGAAGAAGAAGAAGAGCAGAGAGGAGGAAGAAAAGGCCGCGAAGAAGAAGAGCAGACACAAGAAGACCAAGGACAGGGAGGAGGGCAGGGACGAGCGGAGGAGGAGGAAGCCCCCGCACAGCAAGGACAGGCAGGCCGUGGACGAGCUGGAGGCCUUCCUGGGUGGCGGGGCCCUGGGUGGCCACCACCCCGGGGGCGGUGACUACGAGGAGCUCUAGGCCUGGGAGGGCAGCUGGCCACCCUGGGGGAGGGAGGGGCAUACCUGUCACUGCCUGGGGAGGCUUCUGCCUGCGCCUGCCUGCUGGGACCAUA
Molecule: messenger RNA, 2358 nt
Organism: Galeopterus variegatus (Sunda flying lemur)
Lineage: Eukaryota; Metazoa; Chordata; Mammalia; Dermoptera; Cynocephalidae
Gene: RABL6
Product: RAB, member RAS oncogene family-like 6
Cellular component (GO): cytosol; nucleus
Molecular function (GO): GTP binding
Source: RefSeq, a predicted model, not a curated record